CAGGAUCAGUGAGUGAGUGAAGUGCAUUCAGCAAGGACGCGCACAGGAGAAAAAUUUGUGACAGAAGUGAAGUUAUUUAAAAUUGUGAAUCGUUCAUUUUUACGAGAGAAAAAAUGAAAGUUUCUGCUUCCGUGGCCGUCCUGAUUUUAGGACUUGGAUGGCAAGCUGCUGAGGCCGUAUUUUUCUCUUUUGGAGGAUGGGGUGGGGGUCAGAGCUAUGGUCAUGGUGGGGGCGAUGGGGGGUGGGGCUGGGAGGCACCCGCUGUAGUGUCGCAUGGCGGUGGAUGGGGUGGUGAUGAUGGCGGGUGGGGCUGGGCACCACCCAAAGUGACAGAGACGCAUAAACACAUCUACAAAGUCCACAAUUACGAUCAUCAUGAAAAGAAGAUUCACAAUCAUGAUCACCACGAACACAAAGUGAUUGAGCACAACAAGCACAAAAAGCUCAUCUUCAGGGAUCAUCUUCACAAGCACAACGUUCACGUCCACACGGUUCACCAGCACAACAUCCACAAGCAUAAAAUCCAUCAACACAACUUGCACAAGCACAACCUUCACGUUGUCAAAGUCCACGAGCCCAUCAUUCACAAAUACCACCAAACCCAACACAAAGUGAUCCCAUCGGUGCAAGAGGUCCACAAAGUCAUCCCCAUCCACGAGAGCGUCCACCAAGUUCACGAGCACCACGAGAAGGUUGCCCCCGUCAUUUUGGAACACAAAGGAUGGGGCGCACCUUCCGGCGGCUGGGGAGGCGAAGAAUCCUCCGGAGGAUACGCCGGCGGUCAUGGCGGUUGGGAAAGCGCCCCCGUCGCCGUGGUCGUCAAACCGGAUGCCAAAGCUUAAACAAAAAAUCUACACCAUGACAUGACGUAACAGCUCAAUUGAGGCGAGUAGAAGAUGAUGAAAACGAUGCCAAAUAUUUUUGCACUCUCAUUUUUUUAAUAGCUACUUUUUUAUACUCACUUUUUUCUAUACUGUGCGAAUUUUUAAAAAUUGAUCACGUUCUGCUAGUCAAUCCAGGAAAAUAUUUUGUCCUUGUGUUUCUCUGUCUGUCUGAAUGUCUGUGUGUGAUGAUUUGUGUUAACAGAAAUGUGUGUUAUUUUUGUACUUAUCUGUGUCUGUAAAACCUUUAAAGAAGAAAAAAAUAUAUACGUUGCCGGCACUAUUUUACAAGAAAAAUUGAAUGUUUACUUAA
Molecule: messenger RNA, 1194 nt
Organism: Folsomia candida
Lineage: Eukaryota; Metazoa; Arthropoda; Collembola; Entomobryomorpha; Isotomidae
Product: histidine-rich glycoprotein
Exons: 9
Coding region: 114-842 (242 amino acids)
Source: RefSeq, a predicted model, not a curated record